CCAGGUAGUAUAGCAUGGCAGAAUGGCGAACCUUGGAAGGAACAUCGUCGUUUCAUGAACAAAACUCUACGAACCCUUGGCAUGGGGAGCAGUCUGAUGGGCGAACGGAUCCAUGAAGAAUGUCUCCACAUGUGUGACUACCUUGAUAAACAAGGGGAAAAUCCCAUCAACCCUGAACAAAUGAUGGUCUGCAUGACCUGUAACAUCAUGAGUGCCAUCGUCCUGGGGAAGCGCUACGACUUCGACGACGCGCGAUUCGUGAAGUUACGCAAGGACUGCAAGGAAAUCCUUACGAACCUUUCAAAUACUUCUAUCUACAACAUAUUGCCUUUCCUCUACCAUACGCGCCUGUGUAAGCUGUACAGAGAAGCCGUGGAAAACGUGACAGCCUACGUCAAGAAUGAAGUCAGGGAACAUGACAGGUCAUUUAACAAUAACUCUUUACGUGACGUCGUUGAUUACUACCUGAGAGAAAUCAAGAGAGGAGAAAGGGAAAAUGAAGGUGAAUGCGAAGGCGAAGACGAAGACACAGAGGAUAAGAAUGGGGAGAGAGUUCGCUAUAUCAAUGAGCAGUUCUGCUGGAGAGGGGUGUUAGAUCUCCUGAUAGCUGGUGUUGACACAUCAUCCAACCAUAUGAUGUGGACCAUGCUACACCUUGCUUAUUCCCCGGAGAUUCAAGAAAAGGCCCGGGCGCAAAUCGACGAGGUGGUUAGUCGCGAUCGUCUACCGACUCUAGAGGACCGGCCACGACUACCGUAUAUCACGGCCAUCGCUCAAGAGGUUCUCCGUACGAGCAUCGGAACAACAACGGUGCCGCACCAUACGACGCAAGACACGUAUUUGAACGAGUACUUCAUUCCAAAGGGGACUAUGGUUCUUGGCAAUCUAUGGAGUUUAAAUCAUGACCCUGAAGUGUUUGAAGAACCGCAUCUCUUCCGCCCGUCAAGAUUCCUGGCAGAAGAUGGCAGCCUAAAAGGUCUUAAUAACAUCAAAACAUUCGGUAUAGGUCCCAGGAAGUGUCCUGGGGAACCCCUGGCACAGCAGGAAAACUUCCUCAUCAUGUCCACUCUGCUUCACCAAUACAAACUCGUUUUAGCCGAAGGUGACCCGAUCCCUGACAUUCGUGGCCGAAUCCAGGGCAUGAUGCUUCGACCUGAUAUAUACAGGUUAAGGUUCAUACGCCGAUAGUCAACGGAAGCUCCCGAAAGUGCCCGAUUCCUGACUACCAAGGGUAGGAUCGUCCAACCUGAUACGACUUGAGUUUGUACGCUGUUGUACGAGUCACCGAAGCCUUCCGAAACAUUCCGAAUCGCAGCGUUUUUCCUGCCGAAUGAAUCGGAUGAAAGUAUCAGUCUAAGUAAUGUAGUUGAUUUUUUUUUAUAUUAGGUACAAUUUGACACUUACGAACCCCAAGAGAAGGGAACAAAAUUAGCUUCAAAUAAUCAUAAUCAAUUAAUUUCAACUCUGCAAUUGAUUGCAUGUCUGCUCCCUGGCAGUAAACUUGUAAACUACAGACUCGUCAUGGAAAUCCCCAAUCAAUUUAUUGCAAAUUGAUUGCUUAAUUUGUAAAUGUCCUGAAUAUAAGUAUUAUUUUAAUCAGUUUGCAAAUUUGAUUUCAGAUUUUUAUGCCAAUGUUAGGUAAAUAUGAAUUAUGACAAAAAUACUGAAGAGAACGGGAAUUAUUUUUUUAAUGCCACCAAAAACUUCUAAACUUAGACGACCUCAUGGGAGGUGACCGUCGUAAUAAUGAAAUCAAUUUAUUGUAAUUCUGCAUACAUAAGACUUUAAUUCCGUUAAUUCACAAUAAUUUGAAUGAAAACAUCUGGAAAAUUAAAUUGUUUUACGAUCGGCAUUCCUUAAGUAAAUUUAAAAUAUAAUCAUCAUGAUUAUGGAAAUAUCUUACUGUCAUCCUCCUAGUCUCUGUGCAUAUAGGCCUUCUUUAUAUCUGUUGAUAUGCUGCUGUAGAUAAAGAGCAGCUGAAAAAAAAUAGACAAAAGUCUUUAGAUUGGGAUUGCUACCAUGCAUUUAAAAGAGUCAGAAGACAGAGUAUACGAUGAAGAAAUUACGAAUAAGAUAUAGUAGGUAAUGAAUGUAGAAGUUUAUUUAUAAGUUGUUGAAGUUUAUCUUGUACAACUUAAACUGUCGACUAAACUCUUUAAUUUAGUGGCUCCGGUGACUGGAAGUAGCGCCAUCAGUGGUACGUAGAUACUCAGUUACACUACACUCCGGUAUCAAUGAUAGCAUUGGUGGUUACGAUCAGUACAUAAGGCUGUAUAGUUUAGUCCGUUUUUUUUUCUUUUACAAAGUUUUAGAAUGAAAAUAAUUACAAAUAGUGAAAUGCUUUUAUUACUGUAAAGAAAAAUAUUUAAAAUGAAAAAACGGAGUGAAUUGCUUUUUUGCCCCAAACUACCUCACAUGCAUCAAAGAUCUGUGAUAUGAAGAAUGAUCACAAUACAUAUUAUUUUUCUCACAGGGUUUUUUGCGUAGUUAUGUGUCAGAAUCUUUUCUAUGCAACUGUUUCUUGUAUUUGCCGACUUUGUCUGUAUAUAUUGCUGCAUAUGAAAUUGUCAAAGUGAGUCAUUAUUUUUCCAUACAUUUUUGUGUCACUUACAGCCUUCAUAUUAUGUUCCUAUGCCAUAAACCUUAGACUUUACAUUGAGCAGUUGAACUUCUAUCUUUUCCUCCUCCUCUUCUUCUUCUUCUUCUUCUCCUCCUUCUUCACCUCCUUCUUCUCUUCCUCCUCCCUUUUCACCUCCUCCCAUUUCUCCAUCUUCUUCUCCUCCUUAUUCUCCCCCUCCUCCCUUUUCUCCAUCUUCUUCUUCUCCUUCUUAUUCUUCUUCUUCCUCUCUUUAUCUUUUGGUUUUCCUCCUCCUCCUUUUCCUUCUCCUCCUCCUCCUCCUCCUCAUUUCUGAUAUAUUUUCCAAACCCGUCAUUGCUCAACGUAAAUAUCAUGGCUUUGUGUGCGACGAUUGCCUUUAUGAUUUUAAAGUACUUCAAUACUUGAUUUUACGUUUGCUUUAUGGUCAGUUUAGACCGUUACUGUAAUUGGGCGAUUCCAUACGUGUCGUACAGGACGUUUUGACAAUAAUUUCGAGUUUCCUAGCCAAAUGCUUGGGCAAUGAAAUAUUCUUUUUUUGUCAAUGAUAAAGCUAUAGUGGGUAGUCAUGUGAAAAACUAAUAACCAACACAACAAAAUGAUUAUGGGUAAGUUAUAGGUGAAAAUGUUGUGUGUCGUACGGGACGCAGAAAUGUCCCGUACGACACGCAACAUUUUAAGCUCUAAUUCAUCUAUGGACAACAUAUUUUUGUUUGCAUGUCUACCCAGCAGCACUUUGAUAUUACCACAAAGCAAAUUGAAGUUCUUCGUUCGUUUGGACAGCAGGUUGAAAAAUGUUGUGAAAAUUGCUGAUUUUUCUCGCAUGGAAUCGCCCAAUUGGUCCUUUUUAAUCACGUGGGUUAAUGGAUGUUUUAAAUUGCUUCAUUGUGUGUGCGUGCCAUUGUGGGUGUAUGUAUAUAAAAAUGAAUUUACUUGGUCUUUCAUUAUUGUGCAUUUCAAAUGUACAACUAUUAUAACGAUUAUUGUGAGGGUCGAUGUGACUACUUAGAGGAUGUAAAUAGACUUGUUAAUUAUGAUUUUAAUAGAGAAUUAUACAACUCUUUUUUUAUUAGCUGAUGCUCGAGAGAUUUUAAGACUAAUCAUGAAGAUUGUAAUUCUAAGGAUUGUAACUACCAAAAUGAUAUAGUAUACCUGUGUUCCCAACUAUUUUAUCAGGUGCCAAAAUUUAUUGUUCAUAUCUUUGAUAAUGUAUUAAAAUCAUUCGUGUUUCUAUUAAUAAGUACAACUCAUCUUUUAAUUUUGUCAAAUGAAUAUACAUUGUUUGUAAUUGAUUAUUAAAUGAGCACCUGGUUGAGCGUUUUCAACUUUGGGGAAAAGGAAUUGGUGAGUUUUUUUUCCCAAUGCUAAUACUCUCGCCUUGAUUUUUUAUUGAUUGAUACAAAUGACAAAUAACUUGCCAAAUUCGUUUAGUUAUUUUGGUAGUCUAAUGAAAUUAAUAUUCCUUUCUACCGAAAACCCACGUUAUCAUAAAUGGUUAUCUAAAGUCAAAUACCGUCAUUUUAUGAGUAAAAAAGGGAGUGUACUUCGUCCACGAUUACACGACAUUUGGAUUUUGCAACUCAUGUGUUUUCUCUUUCUCAGUAUCCAUUUAUGACCAUCCGAAGAACUGUAUACUUUAUAUAUUUUAACUAUUUUAACAGUACUCUUAUUAGUGUAAAACAUUUUUUUUUAUUCAGAUGACCAUUGUUUUAUAAAUAAAGUAAGUACGCACGAUAAUGUUAUUCCCAAUCAUUCUGAAUGCACAACAUACAUGUUCCAUAACCAAAACAAACAGGGUCUCUUUUAAAAGCAAACAGAAAUACAGGGUAGCUUUUUAAAUAUUUUUAUCGUAUGACCUUUUCUAGUCAGUUUGUUGUUUUUAUCAUGUAGAUAAUGUAACGUGACCAUUAUAUGCGUCUUGUAUUCGUAUGCUUAUUUUCCUCUUAAUUUGCUGUGUGAACGUGGUCAAUUUGAGGAUUGGAUCGUGAAACACGACGGAUUUACUGUUAUAUGUGUCUGUAAAUAUUUACGAGUAACGCUAUGGGUCUUCAAAAAUAUAGAUUUUAUAUUUUUAUAUAUAUUCUAUGAGUUUCAUACUUUUUCGCUCAUAAUCUUGGCAUGUUUUAAGUAAGUUGGAUAGCCACUGUCUCAAUACAUCCCAUUCUUGAGCUGAUUGUGUGUGAUACUCCUUCUUAAUGUUCAUUUUAUUUAUGCUUUGAUUUUGCCUUCUAUCUCUGCAUCUCUGCAUAGGUAGUCCUAUGGAUUUAGGUCGUAUAAACUUUUAAAAACACGAUGAAAGAAUAUUGUUCCACUGUUCCAAUCACAAAGUCUAUGUUAUGUUCAUGAAAAUAAUGUUUGCGUCAGAUAAAUGCCUAAGGAUCCUAUCGCAGGUAAAUGCCAUUCAUGUUCACUUGGUCUAGAAGCAGUUGGUCUACAUCUAAACUAGUCUAAUACCACACGGACCAUGCCCAUUCGGUUUAAUUUUCGUUUGAUCUUGGCUUAAUACCAACCUAGUCAAAAUUCUCACUUAUUCUAAUCCCUAGUUGGUCGUAUUUCGACUCCGUCUACUUAUUAUUUUCUACUUCACGAAAUGUCCGUCAUAACCAUAUUAUAGACCAAGGUGCUGGUCAGACCUAGUGGAUACAAGACGAAAUGGGUAUAGCCUAAAUGGUUACUAGACAGAAUAGUUAAUGGGCUAAAUAGCAUUUAGACCGAAGUGUAAGUAUACGAUCUGGUAACAGACAUACACUGCAAAAACUCUGGUGUUGAUUUAACACCAGCCCGGAAUCUAUAAUGUCCACACCAGAGAAGUGUUAAACAAUAUAACACCAGUAUUGUUUUGGUCUAUACACCAGAUAGGUGUUUAUACAACACCAAUUAGUAUUAAAACAGCAUCGGUUUGAUUCCAAACUGGUGUUGUUUCAAUACUUCUCUGGUGUGGACAUAUAUAGACUCCGGGCUGGUGUUAAAUCAACACGGGAGUUUUUGCAGUGUAGUAGGAUUGAACCAUGUGGGAUUAGACCACGUGGGAUGAGUCCAUCGGCAUUGAAGUGGAUGAAAACCAAUCAGCAAUCUAUUUCUAAAUCCCUUAUCCCACUGCUGUGAGGCAACAUUUGUUUUCUGUCAUAUUGUUACCAUAUUAUAUAGCGCCAUGCGGCCCGAUUUUAUUUUGAAAUAUAAUUCAGUGAACUGGCUAUCAGGUAAUUUACACAAAACUCUUGAAAAGAAAGUGGUAUUCUACUUGUUUUAGUUUAUAUAUCAUUAUCAUUUUCCAUUUUAUAUGAAUUACGUCACAGAUGAAGUCCACUUUUAUGUCACAAGAAAUUCAUAAUCAAUAUUCCAUCUCUCUCUCUACAUAAUAUCAAAAUUUUGGCUAUUUCAGUGGAAAUUUCAUUUCAACUCUCACUUGUGUGUGAGCGUAUUAUGACACAACUUUUAUUCACUGAAUUAAUGAAAAUUAAUCAUGAUAUUUGUGGAGAAUGGAGUUUGAAGAUAUGACGAAUAUUAUUAUUCAAAUGACGAAACUUGCUUGUUUAAAGCUUUCUGAGAAUGUUGAAUGCAUAUUCUAUCUCGUAACUUUCACAAAAAUGAAAUUUGUGUAGUAACGCAAAAUAAAAAAAACAUCAUUAUGUAAUCGAAAA
Lytechinus pictus (painted urchin) is the source of this 6237-nucleotide messenger RNA. Its product is annotated as cytochrome P450 2U1-like. Gene Ontology annotation, cellular component: cytoplasm; intracellular membrane-bounded organelle. Gene Ontology annotation, biological process: xenobiotic metabolic process. Bases 55 to 1188 code for a protein of 377 amino acids. Gene Ontology annotation, molecular function: heme binding; iron ion binding; oxidoreductase activity, acting on paired donors, with incorporation or reduction of molecular oxygen, reduced flavin or flavoprotein as one donor, and incorporation of one atom of oxygen. The record is from RefSeq and is a predicted model, not a curated record. The transcript is spliced from 5 exons. NCBI's taxonomy places the organism in Eukaryota, Metazoa, Echinodermata, Echinoidea, Temnopleuroida, Toxopneustidae.